GCCAAAACGAGCGGCGCUCUGGCGGAGGAGGGCGACCCGGCUGAGCCCAGCGCGGCGCUGGAAGCUCCCCUCGCACAGGAGGACACAAAGUCCUCCCGGCCUGCCGUGCGGGACGUCUCUGAAGAGCUGAGCAGGCAGCUUGAGGACAUCUUGAACACGUACUGCGUGGAUGCCAGCCAGGAGGGUCCGGGCGAGGACGGCGGGCAGAGUGAGCCUGUGGAGCCAGAGGAAGUGGAGAAGUGUCGCAGUGAGUCCCCGAGGAACGGAGAUCAGGAGUCAGGCAGCCCUGAGAUGAAUGGGGAGAAGGAAGGCACGAAGGGGACUGAAGAGUUUCGACCUGGAGAAGAGUGUGGGGAGCGGGAUCAGAAGAAGGCUCAGGAAAAGAAGAAAGCCAAGGGCCUAGGCAAAGAAAUCACUUUGUUGAUGCAGACUCUGAACACCCUGAGCACGCCAGAGGAGAAACUGGCAGCACUGUGCAAGAAAUACGCUGAGCUGCUGGAAGAGCACCGUAACUCCCAGAAACAGAUGAAGAUUUUGCAGAAGAAGCAGACACAGCUGGUGCAAGAGAAGGACCACCUGCAGAGUGAGCAUAGCAAGGCCAUCCUGGCCCGCAGCAAGCUGGAGAGCCUGUGCCGUGAGCUCCAGAGACACAACCGCACCCUCAAGGAGGAGGGUGUCCAGCGAGCACGAGAGGAAGAGGAGAAACGGAAGGAGGUGACAUCCCACUUCCAGGUGACACUGAAUGACAUCCAACUCCAGAUGGAGCAGCACAACGAGAGGAACUCCAAGCUGCGCCAGGAGAACAUGGAGCUGGCAGAGCGGCUCAAGAAGCUCAUUGAGCAGUAUGAGCUGCGGGAGGAGCACAUUGAUAAGGUGUUCAAACACAAGGACCUGCAGCAGCAGCUCGUGGAUGCCAAACUGCAGCAGGCACAGGAAAUGCUGAAGGAAGCAGAGGAGAGACAUCAACGGGAAAAGGACUUUCUGCUGAAGGAAGCUGUGGAAUCACAGAGGAUGUGUGAGCUGAUGAAGCAGCAGGAGACUCAUCUCAAGCAGCAGCUGGCUCUCUACACAGAGAAGUUUGAAGAAUUCCAGAACACCCUUUCCAAAAGCAGUGAAGUGUUCACAACAUUUAAGCAGGAAAUGGAGAAGAUGACAAAGAAAAUAAAGAAGCUGGAGAAGGAGACCACAAUGUACCGUUCUCGCUGGGAGAGCAGCAACAAGGCUCUCUUGGAAAUGGCUGAAGAGAAAACCCUUCGGGAUAAAGAGCUCGAGGGGCUUCAGGUGAAAAUCCAGCGCUUGGAGAAACUGUGCCGAGCCCUGCAAACAGAGCGCAACGACCUCAACAAGAAGGUGCAGGACCUGUGUGCCCACACACCCCGGGCUGACGUGGACCUGACAGAGCCUCUGAAGGACCCAUCCCGGGAGAGCUCCGAGGCAGGAGCCGGAGGUGCCCCAGCAGAGCAGCGUCUGGCUGAGGAUUGCCUUCACUCGGGAAAGCCGACGCACAGCACAGAUCCUGCAGAAAGCCUCGGAGAACUGAGCAUAGGAGCCUUGGGGCAGAGUGGGACUGAGGAAGGCUCUCAGGGUGCUGACUGAGCCUGCUAUGCGGUAGGCGGAAGUAGGGUGAGGGAGGUAGCAUGAAUGUUUCCAGGCUCCAUCUGAAGCCCUUCUCCUGGUCCUUGGACAGGUGCAAGAGGACGGCCCUCCUUGGGCUAUGAAAUUUCCUAGCUUAGGCUUUUGGAGGGUAUUAACACUUCAUAUAUAUAUAUAUACACACAUAGAUGAUGUGUGUGUGUAUAUAUAUAUAUGAUAUAUAGAAUAUGUGCAGGGCAACAUACACUUUAUAUAUGAAUAUAUAUGAAAUCUAGAAUGACCCACCUCCCUGCGUGUGUGUGAAUAACUAAUAUAUGGAGACUCAACUGAUUGUCCCUUUCACUGAAAGACCUUGUCAUUGGCAGGCUGCGACUCCCCUAAAUUGUAGUGCAGCACAGGAAAGCACGGGCAUGGAUCGGCCCAAGCCCUCCGACUCUUGGCACCGGGACAGCAGGACACGUCGCUUCCUCCACCUUCACGGCAAUGCUGUCACACUGAGUGAAAGCAAAAGAACUGAGCAAGGGAGAACAUAAGCAUUUCCCAGCGCUGGAUUCUCCCUCCCUGCUCUGCAUCAGGCAGGAGGUAGCUCCUGGACUCGCUGUUGCUUCCUCACGCUCUGGCUGGCAGCUCGUUCUUGAGCAAAACAGUCCAGUUCCCCUCUUGUAUGGGUUUUGUGUAUUGAAUGGGGACAGAAAAGCAGAGAAACUGGGGACACCUGAUUUGCCCAGGCACCCUGCAGGGCCUUUGCUCUUCCUGGAACCUGCCAGUGUUUCAAUAGCCUUAUGAUUCACAGUUGCCUCUUUGCUAUACGCACAUGUGCACAAGUAUAUUAAACAGUUAAUCCAAAGGUCUAA
Molecule: messenger RNA, 2447 nt
Organism: Meleagris gallopavo (turkey)
Lineage: Eukaryota; Metazoa; Chordata; Aves; Galliformes; Phasianidae
Source: RefSeq, a predicted model, not a curated record